UCAUCCAUUCCCACUAUAGCUUUAUGCACAUCUGUCCAAAGUGUAAGAAGAUUCAGUUCCUGAAUUUUUUGACUUCUUCUUUCUAGUCCCUUGUGGUUUGGAUAAGUGUGCACUCCAAAGUUUAACUGAUGUUUUUAUGAGCUGCGUGUGCUCUUGGAUGAUUUCAGUGGUUCUGCUGCCUGCCUGUUUUCUGCAAACAUGGACUCAAUCACGACAACCGACGAUUACUAUACUGAUGAUUAUCCUACAGAUUAUUCUGAGAGGAUGGUCACACCGUGCCACCAGGACCCCGUCUAUGGUUUCGCCAAGAAAUAUUCCCCUAUUGUGUACAGCAUAGUGUUUGUCCUGGCUGUCAUUGGCAAUGUCAUGGUGCUGUGCGUGAUCAGACGCUACAGAAACUCCCAGAGCGGCGGAGCCUGUGCCUUCUCUCUGACAGACACCUUCCUCCUUCACCUGGCCAUUUCUGACCUCCUGCUGGCCUUCACCCUGCCCCUGUUUGCAGUGCAGUGGGCCCACGAGUGGAUGUUCGGCGCAGCGGUUUGCAAGAUCUCGGGUGCUCUUUUCUCCUUGAACCGCUACAGCGGCAUCCUGUUCUUGGCGUGCAUCAGCUUUGACCGGUACCUGGCUAUAGUUCACGCCGUCAGGUCCGGCUGGAAACGCAACACGUGCCACGCCCAAUUUGCAUGUGCAGCCAUCUGGGUGAUGUGCCUCGGCUUGAGUGGAGUCGACAUCGCAUUCAAACAGGUGGUUGAGGUCGCUGUUAAAAACAAUGAGAAUCAAAAAUUGUGCAUGUCUUGGUUUCCUGGGGAGCGGUGGCCAGUGAGCUUGCAUUUUGUCAGCGUGAGUCUGGGUUUUGGUCUUCCACUGCUCAUCAUGCUCUACUGCUACAUCCAGAUCUUCAGGUCUCUGUGCAAUGCCUCUCGUCGUCAAAAGCGCAAGUCUCUCCGUCUCAUCAUCUCCUUGGUAUCUGUGUUUGUCAUCUGCUGGGCUCCUUACAACUGCUUCCAGCUGGCGGACAGCCUGCAAAGGCUGGGUGCAGUGACUGUGGGCUGCCAGUUUUUAAACGUGGUGGACAUUGGGACUCUGAUUACCGAAAGCGUGGGGCUUUCACACUGUGCCCUGAACCCUCUGCUGUACGGCUUUGUUGGGGUGAAGUUCAGGAGGGAGCUGAUGAAAAUGUGCAAGGAGAUGCUCGGACGGAGAGGGUGGUCGGAAAUUGACAGGUUAAGGGAGAGAAAAUCUAGAAAGAGCUCAGGAUCUCUAACCUCUGCAGGAAGUGAAAAUACUUCCUACUCUGUCAUGGUGUGAUAUCUGUCAAAGAUGAGAAGAUAAGUGUAGAUGUGGGGUGUGAAAGGGUUUUGAAACACAGAAUCUUUGCAAAAAGGAUGUUCUCACAGGAAAAAGAUGUAUGUUUGUAUAUGUAAGAAUGGUGCUUAAAUGUCAAUGUUGUCCACUUCAUCUUGUUUUUUCUUUUUUUCUUUUACUGUCAAUACUGUAGAACAGCAUGAAUUGUACAUAAUACUAUAAUGACACAGGCUGAUGUUGUUAUAAAGUGUCUCUUGAGGACGUGUCGGAUUAUGCGCCCCAUAUUGAGAAAUAUGAGGAUUUCUUCACCCUUCGUAGCAAAACCUUGUUCAGCAAUUUGAUGGCUGACCGCAACUUCAUUACUCAGAAUCCUGUUACAUUUAUGAGUUAAAAUACAUUUGUCAAACAAUUUUUCAAGAAAUGUUUUUCAUUUUAAUGUCAGUAGAGUGUGAUGAAAAUGAAACUUUGUGUUGUAAGGAGGAAAUUAACCAGGAUUUUGUACAUGUUAAAUUUUUUUGGUCAGUUUUUUUUAAAUAAAUGUUUUGAUUAAAA
This is a messenger RNA of Fundulus heteroclitus (mummichog), 1857 nucleotides long. It is a transcript of the gene cxcr3.2, whose product is annotated as chemokine (C-X-C motif) receptor 3, tandem duplicate 2. The transcript is spliced from 2 exons. Bases 199 to 1308 code for a protein of 369 amino acids. Gene Ontology annotation, molecular function: chemokine receptor activity. The record is from RefSeq and is a predicted model, not a curated record. Gene Ontology annotation, biological process: G protein-coupled receptor signaling pathway; immune response; chemotaxis. NCBI's taxonomy places the organism in Eukaryota, Metazoa, Chordata, Actinopteri, Cyprinodontiformes, Fundulidae. Gene Ontology annotation, cellular component: membrane.